UUCAAACAGAAGCGUUUCUCAAAGAAGUUGAAACCCGACUUUACAGGAAACGAAAAUCGACGACGAUCCUAUCGCUACAGGAUUUUGAGAAUAUGCCGCCGUCUCUGCCAAGGCUCCCGUUUUCGAGAUUCUUCAGGCAGCUGGAGCAGGAUAUGGAAACUGUUGUCAAGGUACUGCAACCUGGACCGUUGGGAAUCAUACAACACAAGUUUACACCAGAGGAGAUCAAAAUGGCCAAUGCAACAGUAGCAAAAGCAGUAGAGAAUUGGCAAAGGGCAAUUGCUGCUUGCGGCGAGCAGGAUAGCCCUACGCUGGAAGGUUUUAUAGACAAACAGAGAUUUCCUGCAUCAACCAAUAUGAAUUAGAGUCAUGUGGGAGGUAUAAUUUUGCUGUUGAUGGUCAACUUUAGAUGUAUAAAGGUUGGGAAUUUAGGUGGUAGAGAAAAAUCGUAUAUGAGAAUCUUGUGGUUUGAGGGAUUUAAAAGCUGUUGAAACUCCUGAUUCUUGAUGAAUGCAGAAUAAUGUUUACUA
Molecule: messenger RNA, 530 nt
Organism: Andrographis paniculata
Lineage: Eukaryota; Viridiplantae; Streptophyta; Magnoliopsida; Lamiales; Acanthaceae
Exons: 2
Coding region: 93-365 (90 amino acids)
Source: RefSeq, a predicted model, not a curated record